CGUAACCCGGAAGAAUUCACUUCCGCAUUGGCUCACGUCGUCCGUGGGGAAGCGCGUUUCCCCUCUCGGAGCUGUGCGCUUUCAUCGACCGACGCGGUUUCAUGAAGGCUUUUCGGGAGUUGGCGGUGCAAAUAAUCCAAUUCAGAGGCGCUCACGGUGCCGCCGUUUGCCGAGUCGGAAGUGAAAUGUGUGAACGGUCGAAGACCACCGUGCUGCGAUUGCCACCGGCCGGCGGAGACGGACCGUUUUCUGCGCAGGACCCCCGCACAGAUGUCGCCGCCGUCCUGAGCCGCACGGCCGCGGCCCUGCGGGACGGCCGCGUGGUGGCCGUGCCCACCGACACCAUCUACGGCCUGGCGUGUCUGGCCCAGAACUCGGCCGCCGUGCGCCGCAUCUACGACAUCAAGGGGCGCAACGAGCACAAGCCUUUGGCCAUUUGCGUGGGCGAAAUCCACGACAUAUACAAGUACUGUCAGGUGAAGGUGAAGGAGGACCUGCUGCGCGACCUCCUGCCGGGCCCGGUCACGCUGGUGCUGGAAAGGUCGCCGACGCUCAACAGAGAGCUCAACCCCUUCACCCCGCUCGUAGGCGUCCGCAUCCCGGACUGCGCCUUCGUCCGUCGUCUUUGCCAGAUGUGCGGCGAGCCUCUGGCGCUGACCAGCGCCAACGUCAGCGCGCAAAGCAGCACCGUGGCCGCCCACGAAUUUGAAGAUCUUUGGCCCGAGCUGGCGGUGGUGGUGGACGCAGGGCCGAUAGGAGACCGCAGCCGGCUGGGCUCCACCGUGGUGGACCUGUCCGCGCCCGGCAAGUACCGGAUCAUCCGAGCCGGCCGUGCCUUCUCCUCCACCGUGGACGUGCUGGAGGGCAAACACGGACUGGCCGCGGAGGACUCGGGAUGACCGUCCAAACGGGACCAAGGGGACACGCAAUCAAGCUCUUCUUCUUCUUUCCAAAUGGCGCAUCUUUUCGUUUCGUCGUCGUUCGGAUUUCUGUUUUACUGCUUGAACCCCCCAGAAAAGGGAGGGGCGGGGAUGUGUCCGUGUGUCCGUCACCUCCACUUUGAGGGAGUUGACUGGCGUUCCUCGGGACGGUUGCCUCAAAGCUGUCACGAGUGUACAAUAAAAGCUGAUCUGCAAA
Molecule: messenger RNA, 1137 nt
Organism: Hippocampus zosterae (dwarf seahorse)
Lineage: Eukaryota; Metazoa; Chordata; Actinopteri; Syngnathiformes; Syngnathidae
Gene: yrdc
Product: yrdC N(6)-threonylcarbamoyltransferase domain containing
Exons: 6
Coding region: 102-899 (265 amino acids)
Biological process (GO): regulation of translational fidelity
Cellular component (GO): cytoplasm
Molecular function (GO): tRNA binding; nucleotidyltransferase activity; double-stranded RNA binding
Source: RefSeq, a predicted model, not a curated record